Closterium sp. Naga37s-1 is the source of this 2544-nucleotide messenger RNA. Lineage: Eukaryota; Viridiplantae; Streptophyta; Zygnematophyceae; Desmidiales; Closteriaceae. The record is from the annotation of a GenBank genome assembly.
AUGCCUCGUGCCGAUGACUUGCGCCGCCUGGCAACUGCGGCCUUGCGCCAUGGGCUUCCGCGCACAGGCUUCUCCGCGCAAAGCGCGCAAAGCUCGCAAAGCUCGCUCCGCCUUCCCAGCAACGGCCUUCCGCCGCCUGGCCUCUGCCCCGCACCGAUCUCCCCCCCUCUAGCCGAACCGCCCGUAGCCUCCGCCGGAGCUCCCGCAUCAGUGCACCCGCCGCCGCGCAUUCUUCCUGCCGCGCGGCGUUUCCUUUCCUGCCGAUACGCAUCCACCUCCGUCCAUUCGACCUUCUCCGCUUCCCCCGCCGCUUCUCCCGCCGCAUUAGCCGCCGGAUCUGCCGCCGCGACGAAACCCAUCGAAGUAUCCGGCGCCGAUUCGCUAUUGCUUAGCUUGGGGCUGAAACCGCUCCCGCUUUUUCCGGGCAGCCCGUCGCUAGGAAAAGAAUCUUCUGCCUCGCAAAAUCAAACUGAAUUCACUUCAGAGGGCUCUCAGGAAACCGACGCGAAGGUUCUGAAGCAAGUGGAAGUUAAGAAGCGGCGCAAGCAGAAUCUGGCGGAUAUCCUAUGGCGGCGACCGGCGUGGGGCCAAGGCGUUAGGGUGGCGAAGCGGCAUUGGCAGGAAGGCACCUUCUACGAAGUUUCGCGAGUUCAAAUAGCCAAGACGGGACGCACAGCAACAGUGUGGGGGAUAUUUCACCAGGAGGGGGUUCCAAUGGCAGCAGAGGCGCGCAUAGGGGGGGCGAAUAAGCCAUGCUGGAAAGCAGUGAGAGAGGCCAAAUUGGCCGUUGCGGGAAUCGGCGUGGCACUCGCCAUCGUGUCCUGCUGCUACAUGGCCGACAACUACCUCGUCAUCUCCCACCCUACCCUCUGCAGCGGCGUGUCGAACGCGACCCUCUGCUCGCAAGAGUUCCGCGCAGCACGCAGGCAACUCAGCGUUAUCCCGCAAACCGCGGACCAAGUCACGGCCGCCAUGGUCUCCGCGGUGGCGGCGCAAGUCUCCGCGAUCAUCGAUGCCGCCGCGGAGAUCAAGCGCGCCAACGUGAGGCAGAAUCACUUCAUCAAUGUCGUGGCGGACGACUGCAGCACGCAGGGCGGCAUCGCGCUGCGCUACCUGGGCCGCACGUUGGACGCGAUCGACACGGACAGCGCGCAGCACGAUCGCGCGUUCUGGCUGUCCGCCGCCAGUACGCAAGUGGGCAACUGCGUCGACGGGUUCAAGACGCUUGCACCCUCAGCCACGUUCCAGCCGGCAUUCGUGCAUCUCGAGACCGUCGCCAACAAGGCGAGCGACACGCUCGAAGCCGUGGUCGCUAUCGCCAAAAAGGCUGCAGCAGGCCCGCCCGAGUUGGGUCGCAAGCUCGCGUCGUCCGAGCCCGCUGAUGUCGCAGGAGGCGCCAAGUGGCUGGACGACGACUUUGUCGCACAGCUGCGACAGCUUCAGGCGGAGCUGAACGCCCUGGGCGACGGCGUUCACGACUACGUCGCACGGCGGGAGCUGCGACGCCGUCACGACGACGACGACGAUGAUGAUGACGACGACGAGGAUAAGAAGGACAAGAAGAGCAAGAAGAACAAGGGCAGCAGCGGCGGCAGCGGCGGCGGCAGCAGCAAGAGCAAGAACAAGAACAACAAGAGUAAGGGGAAGAGCAAGGGCAGCGGCGUGAAACCCGCUUCAGGUCCCAUUCGCGCGAGCAAGGGCCUGAAGGCCAACGCCGUCGUGAAAGGGAAGAUCCAGUCCGCGAUUGACGCCGCUCCCGGCGGCAGCCAAUACGUGAUCUACAUCCCCGCCGGCACCUACAGGGAGCAGGUCGUCAUCGACACCCCCGAUAUUAUCCUUAUCGGGGCCGGCGCCGGCGCUACCGUGAUCACGUACGACGAGAGCUACGGCAGCGGGUCGAGCACGUUCGAUUCAGCCACGGUCGGGGUGAACAGCGACCGUUUUGUCGCGUUCGGAAUCAAAUUCGUGAACACUGCCGGCCCCGAGAACCACCAGGCUGUAGCGUUCCGCGCUACAGGCGACCAGUCGGCGGCGAUCGACUGCGCGUUCGAAGGGUCGCAAGAUACGCUGUACGUGGACGCGGGGCGGCAGUUCUACUCCAACUGCUACAUCGGCGGCACGCAAGACUUCAUUUUCGGCGACGCGGCGGCCGUCAUUCAGAACGCGAAGAUCCAGCUGCAUCCCAGCAAGUCGUUCAUCACGCUCACCGCGUCGGGCCGCGCCAAGGACACGCCGACGGGGAUCGUGAUUCGCGACUCGGUGGUGAGCGCGGACAAGGGCGCGGCGAAGGCGUACCUGGGGCGGCCGUGGAAGAAGUGCGCGUUCACGGUCUUCGUGAACGUCGUGCUGCCGGCCGUCAUCCAGCCGGACGGGUGGCUGUCGUGGAACGAGGGCAGCUGCAUGUUUCUGGCGGAGGCCGGCAGCAAGGGCCCGGGCGCCAAGGGGUCGCGCGCCGACUGGGUGGACCCUGGGAUCAUCUCCAACGGCGCCUCCUACACCGCCGCUGCGUUUGCUGAAGUCAACUCCUGGCUCAUCCUCUCCUGA